AUAUUUUAACUCGAUCGUCUUACGGAGAUCUAUCAAUGCUCCACCGCGGCGAUGGUUGACAAGCCUUCCUCGCAAAUCCAGAAAUGGCGUCUACCGUGCACAUGGUCUGCAGAAAAUAUUCCACACCAACGUCGUUGUACUGAUUCAGGAGUAAAAAAAAACCUGCACGGCUGAUUUCUUUAUCAUCCAUUCGAAGAAUUUUUGCCACUCGCUCACAAGCAACAACGCAACGAAGAAGACUGUAAAUAGAGAGUGUACAUAGUGUGAUAGAGGUGAGUGAUAUAGGUGUGUGGGAUUUUAGUUGGCCAUGAGUUCAAGCAACAAAUCGGUGUCCUCCGGUGGGAGAAGCACCACUAAAAACAAAUCUUCACAACAACAUGGGAAAUCGGAUCAUCAUCAAACUAAAUCAUCAGAGUCGACGAAACAUGAAAAAGCACAGUCAAAUGCUAUUCAGGCACGCCAUACACAAAUCAUUGAUACUAGAAUGGGUAGUGGUGAAGAUCCUAUCCUGAAGGAGCGUAUAAAACAAGUCAUGGAUAUGACCAGACGCUCAGAGGAUGAAGUUGUUAUGGCAUUGCAUGACAGCGAUGGAGACUUUGAUCGUGCUGUUAAUGAUCUUCUGGAAGGUGUGAAAACAGAGUGGGAAGUGAAAAAGAAAAAGCCUCGUCAACCUAGUGGUUCCAAGCAAAAUACAGAUGCUUCUGGUGGUCAGGACGAAGGUGGCGACUGGGACGAACGACGUAAUCAACGCGGUGGUGGACCCCCGCGAAUGCGAGGACGUGCUAAUCAUGACAAUCGCGGAUGGCGUGGCAGAGAAAAUAAAGAAAAUGAAAGAAACAUGGAGGAUGGUGUUCGUGACGGCAGCUACAGCGGUAACAGGAGAGGGAGAGGUGGUUCGGGAAGACCAGGUCGAGGUGGACGAGGUGGAGGAAGAGGACUUGGCCCAAGAACAUUCGCCAAUCGUAACGACCCCUCAUCCACUUCAUCGCCUCACAAUUACAAUCGAUCAAUUGAAACAUGGACAGGUAACGAUGAACAACAACAAACUGUUCAGGAACCAAAGAUGGAUGCAUGGAAUAAUUUGGAUUCUACAGAAGACUGGGACAAUGAAGAAUACACAGGUUCACUGGCAGAUACGAAAGUUUUUACCCCGAGUACAUCUGUACCAGAGCCUACAGCUUCUGUAGAAGAACCGAAAAUUCAAGAUCUUCCAUCAGUGCAGACUAAUCAAAAUGUAAAUUUGGCAUUAAUACAACAAGAAGAACUACCAAAACUGACGGAAAUAUCACCGAUACAACAGCAGACACUGAUCCAACAGUCGCAACAACAGCAGCCUGUUCUGAACCUACCAACGAUGCAACUAUCGCAACAACCAAAUGCUAUGAGCGGCGGGGUGUUAACAGCUGCACAAACACAGUAUUUGACACAACUUACCCAACAGACGAGUGAAAAUCUAAAAGCGGCCGGACAAACAACAUUUUCGUCGUCGAUAACUAGCCAACCACAAAGGCAAAUGAAACAACGUCCGCGAGUGCCGCCGCCUUCGAAGAUCCCAUCUAGUGCUGUAGAAAUGCCCGGUGAUGCCGUAAAUAGCGGUAUUGGAUUUCUUGACGUUCAAUUCGGCGCUUUAGAAUUCAGUAGCGAUUCGAGUUCUCUUGACGGCUCGGCGAACGAAAAAUUCAAUGCAGCUAGUAACGCGAUUCCUAGCACAGAUGUGACUUCUACCACGAAUGCUGUAAACACUGCCAAUACAAAUAAUUCGUUGGAUAUUGAGACAACACAAACUUCAACAACACCUUUCAAUACUACUUCUCAAAUGUUAUCAAAUAGUGAUAAUUUACCGGUUUCAAGCGAACAUUCUAUGAACGCUCAAAGUUUUACUGCUCGUGGUAGUACUACCGGACAGACAUUAGACAUAACCAAACAAGAUUUUACCUCGCAAGUUUCGCCAGGAAGUGCAGCAUCGUAUGGUACAGCAACAACCUAUCAGUCUCAGAAAUCAUCGUUCCAGGCACCAACUGCAGCACCAAGCACCUACAACGCAUAUUCCACAAAUGCUCCCUCUGCUCAGUCAUCUUUUCAAACAGUGUCAGGCACCAGUGCUAAUAGUUACUCUGCGACGUCGACUGUUACGCAAGCAAGUUACAAUUCUUCCUCGUCGUUCCCUCAAGCCAAUACAUCGACUUUUAGUCAAGCUUCACCUUCUGCGCCAGCAUCAGCAACUUCUGGUUAUAACCAACCGACGACUACUAAUCAGGUUUAUCAGUCUGCAAGUGGUUACGUACCUACUACUACGACGUCACAAUAUCAAGCACAGUCUGUAGCAACAAAUACUGUAUCGAACAGUAGUACAGGGUAUCAAACAAGUGGUUAUCAAGGAUCAUCUUCAUUUCAAUCGACACCACAGGCAUACCAACCAUCUGCUACAACGUUUACUUCUCCUAUUACACAAACAUCUGGGACUUAUCAAAGUGCAGCACAAUCUGUGUACGCGAGUGCAUAUGGUACGUAUGCAAGUCAACCACAAACGGCGUCCCACAAUCAUAAGUUAAAUAGUAAUGCAACAAAAGAUUCUCAGUAUGAUAGUAAUACAACGACGUCGAACAGUUCUCUUGCGACUACAACAGCACCUACAUUAGGCCUUAGCUCUGCCUCCGUAAAUAGUUCGCAAACUAAAGUAACUAAUUCUAACGCGGUACCAAAAAGUACAUCAAGUGGUGUAGUAACGGGUAGUAGUGGCACUGGAAAUAUGACUGGUGGUGGUGCAGCUGGCAGCAUGACACCGAUGUUAAGUCAUCAAUACAUUAUGGGCCAAGGUGUACCUUACGCGUUUCAGCAACCAGUGUACAGUUACGAGGAAUUGCAACUAAUGCAACCAAGAAUACCGCACAUGCCAACUACUGGUUACUAUGACGCGGCUUUGGGCUAUCAGACAACCGGCCCAGCUACCAGUCUCGGUGGAGGACGAGGAGAUACGCUUUCCGGUGUACAAGGUGUCCAAGGGGUACAGGGUGUACAAGGAGGCUAUACCAGUAUUAGUGACGCCAGGUUCGCCAGGAGCGACAGCAAUGCGUCACCAGUUCCAUCCACUAUGUCACAACAGACUGCUACGCAGCAUCAGCAGCCAAUGAUGAAUCCUGCACUUCCUCCGACAUAUGCAUACUUUGCAUAUGGCAGUGGAAUCAUGCCAGGUGCUUUCCAGUACGGAACCCCCACUGCUAUUUAUCCUCAGAUAGCUACCGCCGGCAAUGCAGGCACAAAUAGUGGUGCAUACAGCGCUAAACCUGGGAGCUACGGUUCAGGAUAUGGAGCUGGUGCAAACUAUGAUGCUCUAGCGUCUGCUGGACCCUCUGCGGAGUAUAAAGGUGCAGGAAAUAGUUAUACCAGUACGCAGACUGGUAAAACAGGGACAUCCACUGGAAACACAAAUACCGGUGGAUCAUCUGCAACUGACAUAAGCGCGACUAUGUACCCGAAAACUCAUGUGACGCUUGGUAAAGUGAAUUCUUAUGACAAACAAACUUUUCACUCGGCAACUCCUCCGCCGUUUAGCCUAACUGGCAGUCAGAACGCUGGUUUGCCCGGUGCAUACGGAACGCAUUUGUUUAUUCCGACUUUGCCGCAUCAAUUGCAUCAGCCACUUCAUCAGGAUGGUGGUAGUAGCACGGGCCAAAGGUCAAAUACAAGUUCCCAAAAUAAAGCUCAGGCAAAGCCAGGAUAUAGUCCUAGUUACUGGGCUGGAAGCAAUUAAAUAAUUUUGGAUUGCACAAAGAAAAGAAGAGGAAAGGAACCACCAUUAUAUAGACAAAAUACAACCUCACCAUUGUGAAACACAGUGGUGUAAGAGAUAUGGACAUUGACACAAAUGACAUGAAGAAACACGAGAUAAGACGUUUUUUUUUGGUGAAACUAAAUGAUUCUGGUAUGACACGAGUUACGGUAAAAUAUAAGAUGAACCUUAAAAAUGUGGAAGGAUUAAGCAAUUUUUAUCGACUUUAUGUUUAACACGAUGAAACAUUUCUUUCUACGUAAAUUCAUGCAACGAUUGGUUGAAAAUAUAAUAAAGAGAUACGCUCUUUUUUUAAUUAGUUUUAUUCAUCUCUUUAUUCUUAAAGAAUUCCACUUUAUUAUGUUGUAUUAUAAACAAAAAGUUUUCGCUAUGUUAUUUUACUUGUAAUUCAUCAGAUACAUUAGAGAAAGUUUUUAGUGUGCAUAAUGCAGUAUAUGUAUAUUGCGCUGUAUAAAUAUAGUAUAUUUUUUCUGAAGGAAAAAAAAACAAACGAAAAAUGUGUAUGGAAGGGAAAAUGAACUUUCGAAACAGUCGUACGGGGACAGAAAAAUUGCAUAGUUCUUCCAAUUGUGAGGCGCACUCGUGCCAAAUAAACUUGCAUAGCGUUUGGUAACGCUGAAUGCAUGAUCGUUACAUAUUUGUCAAGACAGGAUGGAAGCAAACAGACUUUAUGUGGUAUGUUGAAUCACUAUAAAGGGAAAAAAAAAAUCAAGAUUUGUGAGUAGCAUAACUCUCGUGUGAAAUACUGGAAAGAUGAUCUAGAAAAGUAAUUGACUGUUAAAUCUACUCCCGAUCUCCUAUCUGUAUACUACUGUGCAAUUGCGAAUAUACUGCAUCGACUGCAAAGGGUGAUAGUUUUUUUGUAUAAUGUAGGCAUCUCGGCUCACUAACAUCUAAAGUGCUUCUUUACAUGAAAAAUGGAAGCAUCUCGUUCGUGAUGAAACGUAAAACUAUACUAUUGUAAAUUACGAUAAUUGUAUGUAUUUAACCAUGGAACUUCAGGUAUAUAAAGUUAUAAUCAUCAUAA
Molecule: messenger RNA, 4817 nt
Organism: Megalopta genalis
Lineage: Eukaryota; Metazoa; Arthropoda; Insecta; Hymenoptera; Halictidae
Gene: lig
Product: ubiquitin-associated protein-like lingerer
Cellular component (GO): cytoplasm; nucleus
Molecular function (GO): protein binding
Source: RefSeq, a predicted model, not a curated record